This is a messenger RNA of Haliotis rubra (blacklip abalone), 3769 nucleotides long. Its product is annotated as kin of IRRE-like protein 2. Gene Ontology annotation, biological process: synapse organization. Gene Ontology annotation, cellular component: neuron projection membrane. The coding region runs from base 682 to 1614 and encodes 310 amino acids. The record is from RefSeq and is a predicted model, not a curated record. NCBI's taxonomy places the organism in Eukaryota, Metazoa, Mollusca, Gastropoda, Lepetellida, Haliotidae. The transcript is spliced from 8 exons.
UGGUCGAUUUCACUCGUCCGGCUUCUGAUUGGCUCGGAACUCCUCAACACAUUAAUCAAUUCCUCACAGACACGUGCUCGCUAGCGCUUCUGUUUCUGUAGUAAAGAAGACUUUGUGUUGUGUACGAGGGUGUAUGCUAGCUCUCCAAGAAUGUCAUUUCCCACAAUAAACUCUAUCCGCGUAGCAUUGGUGAGAAAAGCGAAGCGACACAGUUAUCGCUGAGCCUCUGAAUGUGCGCUGCCAAUCCCGUCACCCCGCGAUGCGAGCGCUCUAUUCAAGUCAUUUGAGAUAGUCUAUUGAGGGAGUUCAGACACUAGUAAGCUGUGCUCGCCGUGAAAUGGGUGCUUGUAUGUUUGACCACGCGGAGGUAUCGCUUAUGGAUAUUACAGAACUCACGAAACCUCACGGAAAUUACCGCAGUGGAAAAUUGACUUAAUCACUGUUGGCAUUAAGUGGAUACGGGCCCGCAGAAGGAGGGAAACCGACGCUAGAUUACCCACCGAUAUCUAUCCGAGUCGGCGGUGCACGUGAAAUAGACAGGCGAACGGCGUGCAAUUGUCAUGGAGCGAUUUAACUUGGAAAACACGUACCACGGGGAUUGUUUGUGAAAUCUACAUGUUGUGGAUCUGGUCUGCUAUGGAACCUUAAUGGUGCUAUAUUCUGUGGUUGUCCGUUUCAGUCAUGGAGUACCGCGUGGAUGUACUGCUUCUCAUAGCGUUCAUAUCGGAAACUAUAACAGCAAUUGGUAUAGAUCACAACUGGUCAACGCCCGUCCCCCUGCCUAGCUUCUUCCCCUCUCCAACAAACUUCACCUACACCGAAGGGGACCUCGCCAGACUGGAGUGCGCAAUCAACAAUCUCAGUACAAAAAAGGUCAUUUGGAGGAAAGGCUCGGAUCCGAACCCGCUCACCAUUGGAAAGAGGACAUUUGUAGACGACAAGCGAGUCAUCAUAGAACACACUCCUCUCCAUAGGAACUGGAACUUAUUGAUCAAACAAAUUCAGCUGGAUGACGAAGGCAUGUACGAGUGCCAGGUCAGCUCCAAGGCCAGACACUUGAGGCACCACGUGUAUCUAACAGUAUUACCAAGUGAAACACCGAUAAAACAGAAACCAGAUGACGUUCCCAAAACACACAAUGGCUCUGGUUUGAUAUAUGACAUCCGCAUCAGCGGGGAGAAGUACGUGGAGAAAGGCCAGAAGAUAAACCUCACAUGCAACGCCACAGGCGAAGAACAUCCCCCCGAUGACCUGGACUGGUUCAAAAAUGGGAAUAAACUUUCUUCCAGUAUCAAGGACCAGAUAGCUAUACAGAAACGUGUGUCUCUCACAACCCGGACCAUUGUAAGCAUUCUGCAGAUCAGCAAUGCCGGCCUGGACGAUGCCGGGGUGUAUAUAUGUAGGACAUCGGACCUACAGAUCACCAGCGCCAGAGUUAAUGUAUUAAAUGCUCACACGUACAACGUGAAAAGACACGAAAAGGACAAGAAUAAGGCUACAUCAGCCGCUUCUGGUGGUUCGCAGCUAGACAAUGGAACGCGAGCUAAUGCUGCAUACUCUGUAAGCCUCGUGUUCACAAGUGCAAUUUUCAUGUUUCUCAACAAUGUCACGUGAACAUUUACUCCACCUAUAAACUAAUGGUUGUAUAUCGUUGUCAUUCGUUGAUGAACAACUCAACAUCGCUCAAGCGCCACGGAGACGGAUUGGUCGAUGUUCCCUGUGUUCAGACAACACUGUUGUAAUAUUUGUGGUGACAAUGAGAUUGAAGUACAAAGCUUAACUCAGGGGAAAUGUGAUAAGCAAGAAUUAUGUCUUGAUUUGUUGAUGUCGUCAACAUGAACGCUGAUGUAUUCGCUUCCGAAAGAUGGCCUGUCGAAACAGAUGAUAUAGGAAGAUUCAAAGUGGGAUAUCUUGACACUAACAGUUUCAUGAUUUGUUUCUAAAGUGCAGUGUAUAUUUUAGAAAAGAAUCAAAUGAUAUUUUCAACGAUUGGUUAUCCAAUCAGUAGAACUAAACACAGGUGAAAGUUGGCUUCUUGAGCUUUCCUGUUUAAUGUGCUAUUACCACAAGUACAGAUUGCACAUCACAUUAUGACACAGUAUGUCUCAUCAGAUUGCACAUCAGCAUAUCAUCAGAGGUAUGUCCAACUCAGCGGCACCCAACCAGGAGAUCUGGAUCGAAAAUCAAGGAAUUCCACGGACAUUUUAUCAAUUGUUGUACAAACGAUGAAUGAUCUACUCUCCUUACGUGUCAUGCUUUAGGUAUACCUCAUAUCAUUUGUCAUUUGGUCAUAUCGUGAUAUCACCCAGACAGUGUUGUCAAGCGAUGUACAAGCCACCAACACUGCCAAGCCAUGAAGGAACCCGUGGAGGGAUGGCAGUCUGUGUAAUUCCCGAAACAGUAUUUGUGGUGGCGCUUACAGUACAUUUACAGACGCUCUUGUACAUAAUAGGCGGGCCUGCCCAUCACUGUCAGAUAGAGAUGUACAUAUGAUUCCUGCUUAUUUAUGACCGAUGAUGUCUCAUCUAUGAAGAAGGUUCUAAUGUAUGUAUAUAUUAGUAACUGAACGGGGUGUCGAGAUGCAUAAUCAUGUUUCAGAGACCAUAUUAACACAUUAUGGAUAACACAUUCUGCACAGCGUGAAAUCCCACUAUUUAUGAAAGUCUGUAUAUAUCACGUGUAUUCAAUCAGGUGUUGUGUUCACGUCCAAGAUUGUGAAUCAGCCAUGUUUCCAAAUCAGUUCAUCCUUACUUCACUACUGUGUUAGUGGUACUUGACUUUGUUGGAAACUUAAAUGCAUCUGUCAUGUCCAGCAUACUAUCUAAAUGAUGCAUGUACUCUAGGAUUUAUUUGAGGCUAUAGGUGUAUUUAGUUAACGAUAUAAGUGCGAUCAUGUACACCUUCAUUUGUAUAUGUUGCAUAAGAAGGUCGUGCUAUGUACGGUCGAUCUCUCCAAGAAGCAAAUCCGUUUCAUGUCUCUGGCGCCUUCGUCACAAAUGUUAAACUGACUUCCUGACUUCAGACAGUAUCACCCAAAUCAUUCAAGUACAUUGCAGUCAACAUCGAGAACAAUUAGGACGUGAUACAAUAUGACAUGGCCAUUACAUUGAUCACUGUACAUUGUUCGGAAACAAUAUCACAAACGACGAUGACUAGACGUUACUAAACAGGUUGAAUUAUCUUUCAUCAACCAUGACAUCUUGUCAGUCAUCUGCUAUUAAAAUCUAUAUUAUCACCUACAUUUCCCCCUUGUCUUAUGUGAUAUCAUUACCUCCGACACACCACUAAAGGAGGAUCAGAUAGAGAGACCUCAGCACUCUCUUCUCAGAUCUGUCGCUGAAGUGCUGUUACUAUAUGCAGUCAACUCUGAAAGAACACAACUACACACACACACACACACACACACACACACACACACACACACACACACACUCUCUCUCUCUCUCUCUCUCUCUCUCUCUCACACACACACACACACACUUUCCCGGCUUUGUGCUAACAUAUUAUUUUCAAUCAUUCAAGUGGCAUAUUAUGUCUGUUUUUUAAACUGGCGCAUUGAUAGUAGGUUAAUAAUAAUAUCAUGAUGUGAACCAAUCGAACAUCGGGUCUGCUGGCUCUUGCUGGCUCUUGCUGGCGCUUCUGAUAGAUGAAAUUAGACUAUACACACACCAGCCUAACCCUGGUUCGCCACGGAGUCAUUCUUUGUAUAUAAAUAUUUAUAUUAUAUGAAUAUUUAAUAAACAUUAGAAAUACAAAAUAAGCAUUUUGU